UAUGGAUGGGUCGGGGUAUCACACUACCAAUGUUUUCGGAGAGGCAAAUCAGCCUGCGCCGAGGCAUCGGACCGUCCAACCCUCAAAGUCCGUGUCUAUAAAAUCUGCUUUUGCAAAACCCUAACCCAAGCUCGGAACCAUGGAGACCAGGGCCGUGAAGGACGUCUCGCCUCACGAUUUCGUAAAGGCGUACGCCGCCCACCUUAAGCGAUCCGGAAAGAUGGAACUUCCUCAUUGGACUGAUAUUGUGAAGACUGGGAGGUUCAAAGAGCUUGCUCCAUAUGACCCUGAUUGGUACUACGUCAGAGCUGCUUCCAUGGCAAGAAAGAUCUAUCUGAGACAGGGUACUGGCGUUGGUGGUUUCCAGAAGAUUUAUGGAGGGCGCAAGAGGAAUGGAUCCCGUCCGCCACAUUUUUGCAAGAGCAGUGGUGCAAUAGCUCGCCACAUCUUGCAACAAUUGCAGAAUAUGAGCAUUAUUGAGAUUGAUCCAAGAGGUGGGAGGAAAAUAACUUCCCAGGGGCAACGUGAUCUAGAUCAAGUAGCAGGACGGAUUGUCGUUGUUCCUUGAAUUGCUACAGUUCUGGUCCAUCAUCCAUGAGCUACGGUGGUCUUUGGCAGUUUUGGUUUUAGGAUUUCCCUCUUCAGUCUAUAAUUGUCAGCUUCGAACCUUUAUUAAGUAGCAAAGUCCAUGGCCAUUGCAUUAUUCUUGACAAGACUUCUGAUUGUUUGCUAAUCAAUUUUAUCAUGUCUGAUAUUUUAAUGUUGAUGCUGAAAGUUUCGAACAUUUACCAUAAGCUUAACGGAUUAUUGAUUGCGUUUCCUACA
Elaeis guineensis (African oil palm) is the source of this 825-nucleotide messenger RNA. Its product is annotated as small ribosomal subunit protein eS19y. Gene Ontology annotation, molecular function: structural constituent of ribosome; RNA binding. Lineage: Eukaryota; Viridiplantae; Streptophyta; Magnoliopsida; Arecales; Arecaceae. The record is from RefSeq and is a predicted model, not a curated record. Gene Ontology annotation, biological process: translation; ribosomal small subunit assembly. Gene Ontology annotation, cellular component: ribosome; cytosolic small ribosomal subunit.